Molecule: messenger RNA, 255 nt
Organism: Aspergillus mulundensis
Lineage: Eukaryota; Fungi; Ascomycota; Eurotiomycetes; Eurotiales; Aspergillaceae
Exons: 2
Coding region: 1-255 (84 amino acids)
Source: RefSeq, a predicted model, not a curated record
AUGGUCCAAGGCUCCACAGCAACCGGCGAGAAGUACAAGCCUACCGAACACAAGGGCCGCCGCGAAGACAACCAGCCCGACAAGCGCACGCAGCAGAACCAGUUCGCGUACGGCAAGGUCGACCCCCAUGAGGCUGGCCACGAGGGCGGCAAGGUCGGCGGCCAUGCUGGCGGCGUCGCCAGCGGGAAGGGUAGUGCGAGCAAGUAUAACCAGCAGGGCCAGGAGCAGCUGGAGGACGAGGAGCCGGAGGAGUAA